CUGGUGAUGGCUUGACGAUGAAAGCGCCGUCGUCGUCGUCAUCAUCAUCGUCUGCUGUGUGUUGAGCAUUCACUGUUCCAUGCUGAAGAGUUUAGUUUGCUUGAGAUUUCAAGUCAAUUAACAGUGAGUGGAACUUUCAGCGCGUUACCGGUUCAGUGGCUAUCAAAAAAAAAUAACGCAUUGACCAAAUAGAACCCUUGCGGGAAUUUUUCAGGCUGUUUGAAAAUAAAGAGAGGGGGAUGGGCGCAAGGUAACACGCUUUAUUAUUAACGUGUGGUUAUGUUAACAAUGAACAUGGCCCAUUAAUUCGAAAUCCGCUAAUUGCUGCCACAACAAAGUCGAAAAAAAACCGGGUAUGGCAACUUGAAUAGCUACACUCUGUGCACGGGCGCGUACACUUCGCAUGUAUAUAGUUGGUUGUCAGAGUCGGUCACACUAGCGGGGCAAACAAACGUUAGAUAAUCGCCGUCUAGCCAAAUGUUUCAAAGUUGUUAAACUUACAUGAAUGUGCGUGAAUUUUGGGCUUAACCGAGAGUCGAGCUGAGCUGAGCGUGAGUGCCGUAUUGCGUGCCGGCCAAAAGUGUUGCGUCUGAAAGCCAUAGCUGUAAUUUUUUGAGUGUGUAUGUGUGUGUGUUUGAGUGUCUGUAAGCAUUUAAAAACAAUUUGUUCAAAUUACAGUGCAUUGCGGGUUUUAUUCGAAAACGAAACGUCAAGCCGCUGCUGCCAUUGCAUCCCGAAAAUGCAACCGCCAACCACAAACAAUGCAACAACGCUCGACCAUUCAAUGGUAACGGCGUUAACAGCUUGUUGUUGUUAUUGUUUUUGUUGUUUCAACGCCAAAGCGUAACGGUUAUGCUCCAUUAGUCUCAAUCGAUUUUGGCUUGUUGGCUUUCGAUAAUGCCUUGCAUUUAACUGUCAACCGUUACGAAUUGAGUUCAAUUAAAGCGGCAAGCGACAAACGCCCGCUGCCUUUGUUGUGACGUGUAUUGUGCGGCCAAGACCCCCUAAACACAAAUUAACAUAACAAUAUUUAUUUAGAAAACAAAAGCAAAAAAUGUGCCAAAACCCAAGCAUUUAAACUCCGACAAAUUUUUUGUGAAGAGAAUCUGUGUUUCAAAUCGAAGUCGGAAAAAAAUAAUAUCUAAGAAAAACAACAACAACUACAACAUUUCAAUACAAUUUCGCCAAUGGUCACGUGUAGCCGACGUCAAACAUUGACAAUGCUGCCCCUGGUGCCGAUUAAUCCAUUUAACGUUGCCAGUAAACCUAGCCCGGCGGCUUCAGUGGCAACAACAACAAUUGUAAGUAACCAAAAAACGGUGGCAAGCACAGCUACAAUGCAGAGCAAACCCAAGCUGGCAUUUAGCAUAGACGCUUUGGUGGGUGGCGAACGAAAGAACGACACAACUCCACCCUCACCAGUUCAAAGGCUAAGGAUUAUUGGUCCGCCACGACUUAAUAACAAUUCACCGCCAAAUCACCAUGAAUCCCAGGAACCUUUGGAACUGAGAAGUAGUCGUCUAAAACCCUCAUCAUCCACAUCACCACCACCUCCGCCGCUCCACUUGAAUCGUACAACAUCUGUGAUAAAUCGUCCAAUCGCCCAGGACAGUGAUCCUCCAGAAAGUGGCAAUUCACCCAUACGUGAGUGCUCAUCACGGGAUCAAACCCAAUCUCCCAUACCUGCUACAGAUCAUCCGCACAGUAGUCGCUCCACAACGCCUCUACACUCCCCCCGCGAGGCCACCUCACCCACGGAACAAAGGCUAUUCAAAACUUUACCCACUCUACCACCGGGCCUCGUGCGACCAUUUCCCCUACCGGCACCGGGUAGUUUACCUCUAAUAAGGCCACCCGAUGGACAACCAUCUAAUUUACCCCCGCUACUGGGUCACACAUCCAGUAAUCCGUUAAUGCCACCCUCACCCACAGCUCCAGCACCCACAUCUAAUCCUCAUCUUUUGGCUGCCCAAUUUCAAAUGGCCGCCGUUCUGGCCCAUCAUCAACAGCAGCAGCAACAACAACAACAUCAUCAGGCAGGACCUCAUGGCGGACCGCCAGGCGGACCCCCACCACCAGGUCCACCAGCUCCACCGCCGCCAACCCAUCACCUGCCUCCUCACCUAAUGCACGGCCAUCAUUUGGGAUUAUUUCCACCGGGACCACAUCAUCCGCCAUUUGGUAAUCCACAUCUCAUACGGGACACAUAUCCCUUGUAUCCGUGGCUGCUGUCGCGUCACGGGCGUAUCUUUUCGCAUCGAUUUCCAGGUUUCCUGCUACAGCCAUUCCGUAAGCCAAAACGUGUGCGUACCGCAUUUUCACCCACACAACUGCUAAAGCUGGAACACGCUUUCGAAGAGAAUCACUAUGUGGUGGGAGCCGAACGAAAGCAAUUGGCUCAAAAUUUAAGUCUGACUGAAACUCAGGUGAAAGUUUGGUUCCAAAAUCGCCGCACCAAACACAAACGCAUGCAACAGGAGGGCGACAGCGAUACCAAAAGUCAAAAAGGCAGCCAAUCUGGUGAUAAUGAUGGCAGCAAAAAUGACGGCUCCCAGACAAGUUUCGAAGAUCAAGAUGAUCUUGAUAUGGCCGAAGGUGAUGACAUUGACGAAGACGAGGAUGAAGUUAUCGACAUGGACGAUUAUGAUGAUGCCGAACAUGAGCUAAUGGAUGCGGAGGAGAGGAAACGCAUGAUGAAUGAACAUUUUCAGGAAAUGCAACAGCGUCACUUUGCUGCUGCCCAUCACGGCCAUCAAAUGUUCCAGCAGCAUCAGCAGCAACAGCAGCAGAGUCAACAGCAUCAGCAAUUUCUGCAUCAACAUUUUUUGCAACAACAUCAACAGCAGCAACAGCAAUUAUAUGCUCAAAGUGAGCACCAAAGACAACAGGCAUUGCAACAACAGCAGCCACAUAAUCCACAAGGUUCUUCUCCGGCACCUCAAACACAACCAGUGCCACAACAGCAUUCUCCACCCAAACAUUAGCCGUGUUUUGUUUAAAAUGAUAAGAAGGGGAGAAACACUACAGCAUAAUGAAUAGAAUUAUUUAGCCAAUCCGUAUAUUUAUUAAAAUUUUGAAAUUAAAGUUUGUUUUCGAAAGAUUUCGAAGAUUUGAGAAACGAAAAGAAAUAAGGAGCGAUUUAGGGGUAAAAUGGAUACCUGUCGACCCUUUUAUCCUCCAACAUUUUAUAUCCUCCAAUUUAUAUAGACCUUCUAAAGGUAUCCGUUUAUGUCAAACAAAAUUUAACAUUUGUUCAUAACAGACAUGGAAGUUUCCAAAACACUUAACUUUUUUCUGUUUAUACCGUGCUUUUUGUGUUAGGCUAAGAAGUUUCCGAACUGCCCUCGUACCACUUCCUAUGACAGAAAAUUACCUGUACAAGUCGCCAUAUUCGGUUUUUCGCUUCUCUAAACGGAUUUAAUUCAAAUCCGUUUUCUCUGCAGUUAUGCGUCUAUCUGUAAUAUCUGACAGAGAUGUACAAUCCUGCAUUCGGUGUUCAAUAAUUUUAGCGGUCUUUCUUUUCAAUGGAAUUUAUACAAAUUAGUCUAAUUUCUUCCAAAUGAUGAAGGGUAUUAAAAGGUCGGCCCUGCCGAAUCUUUUAUUUGAUUCCUCUCAUCUCUAACAAAUCGGGAAUUUUGACUUUGGAUGGAAAUUCGCCUCAACGAGUUAUAUUGGUCCACAUAUUGAUCAAUGAUUGCAUAACAAUGAGUACAUACUAUGCUGUAAUUUGGAAAUUCUCACAUAGGCUGAAAUUCGUCCCUACGAAUUAUUAGAUUCCCAUAUUGACUUUGAGGUCAAUUUUCACGUGUUUUGACCCAGCCACUUUUUGUAGCCAAAAGUGCUAAAAUUUUAUAUUCUGAAAUCUUAAGGGCUAUGUGAAGAAUUUGUUCAAAAUUGGAUAAUAUAUUUUGAGGAUACACUAAAAAGAGGAUCUAUAUAAGACUGCAUACUGUGUCACUCCGGCUCGGAAGCCGCAAAAUUGGAAAUAAUGGUCGAAUUUAAUUUAAAAUGUUGGUUUCUCAUUGAAAAAAUCGCCCCAUAUUGCUGCUCUAGACGAAAUAUCGGUUCACGUUAUGGCUUAUGACCUCCUAUAAAGUUAGUGGAUAAUUUCGAUGUUUGAUUUGAUUUUUCGUAAACUUAAUAGGGAUUUAACAGGACAGACCUCCGCUAAGGGACGUACCCAGAGUAGAUGCCCUCGGCACGAGACACAUUUUACACAAUUUUUUUUAAUACGGUUUAGAAAAUAAUAUGAUCUACCGACGUCUAUUUGGAUAUCCCCCUCCCCGCAGUCUACUAAUAUUUCGCAACUUGCAACAGAUUCGACUGCAAUAUUGAAUUUCGGUUUCUCGUGGAUUAAAAUUCGUUCCUUGUCAAUAUCGGUCCAAGUUUUGUAUUUCCUCAAAAAUUAAGGUCAUUCCAGUGCCCUUAGAAAAUUAAUUUUAUGGUCCGAUCCUCACGAAAUUGAAAAUGGAGGUGGGGUUAGAGUCAGAAUAGAAGCCUAUUGUUUUUGGUGAUGAUCGCAAAAUAUUUAGGGGUUUGAAAUGGACCAAAAACAAAGAAAAUCUUUAUUUUGUUGUUGCUCUACAGGCCAUAAUUAUAGACCAAUCUAUGCGGCAUUUACCGUUGAGUUAGAGUUUAGGGCUGGAAGAAGCCUAAUAUUUUGUUUGGCCAUCGGAUAAUAUUUAGCGGGUAAAAAAUACGCAAAAUUUUCACCAAACCGCGAGUAUUUUUAAUUCCGGCAAAAUCACAAAUACAUUAAAAGGUUACUUCUGACUGUUGCAGUGCUGCUGAUAGCUAAGAUAUCGUAUACAGCUACAAGCUAAAGAAGAAUUCGAUGUAAGUUAUUCCGCUUAUAGGUCAAGAACCGCUGGACUGAUUUUCAUCGUUCUCAUCAAUUCGGAAUGGUAUCUUGCCAGAAAAGGAUAAAUUCUAUGAAAAUCUCGUAAAAAUAUGAAAGUGAUUUUUUUUUCAAUUUUUAUCGUAUUUUUUAUAGCAUGCGAUUUGUUUUAUUUGGGUCAGAAUUAAAGCCUGUUGUUAUGGAGAUGUACAUUUAGGGGUUCAAAUGGACAAAAAAAUAAAAAUUCCUGAUUUCGCAGUCGUUCUACAGUUCACAAUUUAAAUCCACACGAGUGCGUAAAUGACAUUAUGCUAGGGCUCUAUGACAUUAUUUCAAAAACCUAAGGGGGCUUUCAACAUACAAGUAUUGUAGUGUUGUAGGGUAUCAAAUGCCGCACGGCUAUAGCCUUUGUUUACUUGUUUUAUUUUGGAUUUUUAAACCCAAUCAUUUUGGCUUCUUUAUGGAGGACAUUAUGUUUAUUAGAUUUGUUUUAGGAUUUUCUCAUAUUGAUGGAUAUAAAAUGUUGAAUUUAACAAUUUUUGGAUCACAAAAUUGGUUUUCGAAAAAAAAAGAUCACUUUCCACAAAUUCUGUAAAUAUUGUAUGAAAACUUGUAUUUAUGUAUGUAUUAUUUGUAUGUUCCUUUAGCUAUUCAA
Messenger RNA from Musca domestica (house fly), 5492 nucleotides. It is a transcript of the gene E5, whose product is annotated as homeotic protein empty spiracles. Gene Ontology annotation, biological process: regulation of DNA-templated transcription; central nervous system development; brain development. Bases 1188 to 2984 code for a protein of 598 amino acids. Lineage: Eukaryota; Metazoa; Arthropoda; Insecta; Diptera; Muscidae. The transcript has 3 exons. The record is from RefSeq and is a predicted model, not a curated record. Gene Ontology annotation, molecular function: DNA-binding transcription factor activity, RNA polymerase II-specific; DNA binding.